Molecule: messenger RNA, 474 nt
Organism: Necator americanus (New World hookworm)
Lineage: Eukaryota; Metazoa; Nematoda; Chromadorea; Rhabditida; Ancylostomatidae
Exons: 1
Coding region: 1-474 (157 amino acids)
Source: RefSeq, a predicted model, not a curated record
AUGACGGGACCUGUACAACUUAAAUCUCAGAAAGGCCUUCUAACACGAUAUCGCAAUAUUUUGAAUCAGUUGAUUACGAAACAUUCAGAAGCUUUUAACACCGAAGUCUCCCCCAGAUUACUUUCGGAAAUGUCGUAUGAAUUAAACGCGACAUCAAAAUUGGUCAUUGAGGCACUGGAAAAUUUCACUAAGACGGUAGAUCAAGUAGAAGAAUUCCAGUCGGGGGAUCAAGAAACUCAAAUUCAAGACUACAUUUAUAAGACGCAUACCGUGUUAGAGAAUGCGCAAACCUUGACUAUCCAAAUUGAGCGGAAAAAAGUGGGAUUGCAACAACCUAUGGUUGCUCAAGAACCGGCUAUUGCAGAACUUUCUUCUGCUAAGGUUGAGUUACCAGCAAUCCCCAUUCCCAUGUUCAGUGGCGGAAUUAGCGAAUUUGAAAAAUUUUUGGGCACUUUUCAGUGCGAAUGUUCAUAA